This is a messenger RNA of Volvox carteri f. nagariensis, 801 nucleotides long. RefSeq lists its product as uncharacterized. The record is from RefSeq and is a predicted model, not a curated record. The transcript is spliced from 6 exons. Bases 1 to 801 code for a protein of 266 amino acids. Lineage: Eukaryota; Viridiplantae; Chlorophyta; Chlorophyceae; Chlamydomonadales; Volvocaceae.
AUGUGUACGGCAAUCCAUACGACAGUACGGAAUGUAUCGCCAAUCAUCGCCGACGUGGCGAUCGGAAAGGUCGGGAUGGCGAGCGAAGCGUACCUCGUUGGCUUCAAUGUCUGGCUUUAUGACAACCCCAGCGUCGUCGCCAGCGAGAAACGCGCUGAGAGGUUGCGGCAAUUGAUCUCUUCCGCGUCUGGCUUCCUACCCGGCACCGCAAGCACUCAGCCGAGCCUCUACGACGCCAUCGGCUAUGUCAUUCCGGCCACUCGAGGAUCGUACUACGAUGCGGAGCGCCUUGCGUCGGAUAGAUUAAAGCUACGUGCGCUGUCGGACUUUGUGCGCAGCGGUAGUGCCUUGGUAUUACUGGAUGGCUUCAAAAGCGAUGCGGCGACUAACACCUUCCUGCCGCUGCUGUCGGCACUCCUGGGCCGCGACCCGCGGUGCAUGGCGACGAGUGUUGGGAAGAGCAUGCAUCUGCGUAAGCGCACAGCCGCCCAGGCCUUCGCCAACUUGAGUGACACUGCUGAGCCAAUGUGGCACAUAUACCCAAAACCUAAUGUCCCCAAUACACUGGCGUUGCUUAAUCAGGUCAAGCCCAUGCAAGGCUUCUCCUUUCUGUCUUGCCAGACCGGCCAGGCGAUUUACUCAACCUACGUAAACCAGGAAGAGUUCGCGGCCUCCAUGAUGUGGAAGCUGGGCAGCGGCGUUAUCUACUGGAUAGGCUCGUCAUUCUUCAGACCAUUCACACCGGGCGUUAACAGCGUGGCUUGCGUUGUCUGGUCUGGGUGGGAGUCUUGGCUGCCCUGA